CGAAAACUGAAAGUCUCCAUUUCCACAAUCAGGAAUCAUAAGGGAAGGGAGGGGAGGGAAGCACUCGACUAGACUGUAACUGUACCAACCACCUGCCAUUGUUUCUCCUUCCUUCCUUCCUUCCAAAGUUGCUUCAAUCAUUAUCACAUACUACACACCUUCCAGCCCCUUCUUCCACCUUUCCCUCUCAACCCACUCAUCAAUCCAACCAAACCAUUCAAGCAGCAGCUAUGUCUAUGCUGAAGCUCUGCCCUUGUUUCUACGGACGACACUCCGCCGUCUCCGAUUCCGAUCUCGACCCCGUUCUUCUCGUAUCCGGCAUGGGCGGCUCCAUCCUCAACUCCAAGCCCAAGAAGUUCGGCCUCGAGACUCGCGUAUGGGUUCGCUUCCUUUUGGCCGAGCUCGAGUUCAAGAACAAAGCCUGGUCUAUUUACAAUCCUCAAACAGGUUACACGGAGGUGUUGAACAAAGAUUCCGAAAUUGUUGUCCCUCAAGAUGAUUAUGGACUCUACGCCAUUGAUAUUCUGGACCCAUCACCAUUCCCGAUGGUGUGGGACCUCUCCUGUCAAGUUCUCUAAUGUGGCAUGCGCCUCUCUUCCAGCUUGCAAAAUGCGUUCACUUGACAGAGGUAUAUCAUUUUCAUGAUAUGAUUGAAAUGCUGGUCAACUGUGGAUAUAAGAAGGGGACCACGUUGUUUGGAUAUGGUUAUGAUUUCCGGCAAAGUAAUAGGGUUGGUAAUUCAAUGGAGACUGCUUAUGAAGCUUCUGGCAAAAGGAAAGUCAACAUAAUUACGCAUUCAAUGGGGGGACUGCUGGUGUCAUGUUUCAUGUCACUAUACAAAGACGUUUUCUCCAUGUUCGUGAAUAAGUGGAUCUGCAUUGGAUGCCCUUUUCAAGGUGCCCCUGGGUGCAUCAAUGAUUCCAUCUUAACUGGCUUGCAGUUUGUUGAAGGCUUCGAGAAUUACUUUUUUGUAUCAAGAUGGACUAUGCACCAACUGUUGCUGGAGUGUCCAUCAAUUUAUGAGAUGUUGCCUAACCCUGCCUUUAAGUGGGAAAGAGACCCUCAAAUUCAAGUUUGGCGGAAGCAAUCAAAUGAUGAUGAUACUUCUAUCCAGGCGGAGUCCUAUGGGCUACUUGAAAGCAUAAGUUUAUUUGAAGAAGCAUUGAAGAAUAAUGAGGCAAGUAAAUCAUUGUUAUUUCCCAAUAUUUCCUUCCGACCCCUGCCUCUAGUCAGAAUUAUUUUGACACAAACUAGUUUGUUGCAGCUAACUUAUGGUGGAAAUGCAAUUCCUCUACCUUUCAACAUGUCUAUCCUCAAAUGGGCUACUGAAACCCGUAAGAUACUCAAUGAUGUUCAAUUACCAGAAGGGGUCUCCUUCUACAACAUCUAUGGGACAUCAUGUGACACGCCAUUUGAUGUAUGUUAUGGUUCAGAGACAUCCCCAGUGGACGAGUUAUCAGAAGUGUGCCACGUAACGCCUCAAUACUCUUAUGUGGAUGGUGAUGGAACAGUUCCUGCUGAAUCUGCUAAGGCAGAUGGAUACGCGGCAGUUGAAAGGGUAGGAAUCCCGGGUGAGCACCGUGCACUGCUACGCGAUGACAAGGUAUUUCAACUCAUCAAGAAAUGGUUGGGAAUUGAACAGAACGUGAGCAAGCGCUCAAGAACAGUAAAGGUGAUGGACUCGCACGUUUAUAUAUGAAUUCUGCACAUAUCAGUGCUGGUUAACCUUUCAUAAAAUAUAGUUAAGUGUGUAAAUCCAGUCCAGUGUUGGUGAAGAUGUCUCUACUCUCUCGGCCCUAAAUUUAUUGUUGUAUAUGUGAAGUUGCAUGCAGAUGUUAUUCUUGUUUAAUAGCAUUUUACGCUUGGUAACAUUUUACUAGGACAGUAACCCCGUUGAUACGCCACGCGGGAACUGAAAGUAUUUGGCAGAAGAAUGCAAUCUGGGAAAUUCACUGUACUAUAUAAAUUACAGGACUUUCUGACCCA
Molecule: messenger RNA, 1986 nt
Organism: Linum tenue
Lineage: Eukaryota; Viridiplantae; Streptophyta; Magnoliopsida; Malpighiales; Linaceae
Source: the annotation of a GenBank genome assembly